AUGGAUUGUAGGACAGCACCACGCCUUUGUAUGUGCCGCUGUCCGAUGCCAGCGGCUUUAUGUCUCGAUCGUGCUGGCUUCUGCUGCGAGCUAGGGCAGCACCUUAUUGUUGAGCCGUUCGACAUCUUGUCCAAAUCCCUUUCCUCCUCUCUAUUCUCCCCUUUACACUGUUAG
Molecule: messenger RNA, 174 nt
Organism: Fusarium proliferatum ET1
Lineage: Eukaryota; Fungi; Ascomycota; Sordariomycetes; Hypocreales; Nectriaceae
Exons: 2
Coding region: 1-174 (57 amino acids)
Source: RefSeq, a predicted model, not a curated record